Molecule: messenger RNA, 1052 nt
Organism: Striga asiatica
Lineage: Eukaryota; Viridiplantae; Streptophyta; Magnoliopsida; Lamiales; Orobanchaceae
Source: the annotation of a GenBank genome assembly
CCUCAUUCGGCUUCAAGAGCUUCUAUGGCCGCUCCCAAUUUCCUGGCAUAAGAGUUAAAACCCUGGGCACAGGCCACUGAGUAUCAUCAGUUUUGGUACCAUCGCAAAACCUGCUACUGAAAUGGGCAAGAAACCGUCAGCGUCGAACGCCGGUGCCGGAGACGAGGAGCUGCACGCGGCGGCGCGAUCCGGAGAUCUGGCGGCGGUGCAAGCAGCUUGCGGCGCGAAUCCUCUCGCCGUCAACUCGCGUGACAGGCACUCUCGAACACCACUGCAUCUAGCAGCGUGGUCUGGGCAUGCCGAGAUCGUGAGCUAUUUGUGUAAGAACAAGGCUGAUGUUGGUGCAGCUGCCAUGGAUGACAUGGGAGCCAUUCACUUUGCGGCCCAAAAGGGCCAUCUUGAAGUCGUGAAGAUUCUAGUAACUUCCGGAGUCUCCAUCAAGUCCUGCAACCGCAAAGGUAUGAUGGCCCUUCACUAUGCCGCCCAAGGGUCCCACAUUGAGCUCGUGAAAUACCUGCUGAAAAAGGGCGCCAACAGGGAUUCGAAGAACAAGGCUGGAAAAAGCGCGGUUGACCUCUCGGGCAGCGUGGAAGUUCGAAAAUUGAUGCUCGAGUACGAACAUUCGUCCGGGAGAGGUGAUGAAAAGGGCAAAAAAGGAAGGGAUGAAAGUGAUGAAGUUGAAGAGGGUGAGGUUCUGAAGAGGAAAAGCGAAGAGGAAAUAGAGGGAAAGCAAACGGGGGCUAAGAAGUCGAAGGUGGCUCUCGGGCAUCUGCUGGCUGAGGAUGAUGAUGAUGAUGCGCAGGAAUAGGAAGAAGUCGUAACAUUCGAUUAGCUUCCUGGAAGGAUUGAGGAAAGUUGUCCUGCUCUACUGGAAUGUUGAUCUAUUCAGAAGUUGUCGUUACCAUAUGGGCUGUUGAAUUAUCGUGAAGAAAGAGAACAAAGUUUUUUUUAGAAGUAAAAGUUUCUGUUAUAUGGCAGCUUAUAUAGAGAGAAAACAACUUGUACUAAUCUGAAAGGACCUUUUGAUCAUAUAGGUCUUAGUUACCUCUUAC